Molecule: messenger RNA, 950 nt
Organism: Pteronotus mesoamericanus
Lineage: Eukaryota; Metazoa; Chordata; Mammalia; Chiroptera; Mormoopidae
Product: cysteine-rich PDZ-binding protein-like
Exons: 1
Coding region: 24-329 (101 amino acids)
Biological process (GO): cytoplasmic microtubule organization
Cellular component (GO): dendrite
Molecular function (GO): microtubule binding; PDZ domain binding
Source: RefSeq, a predicted model, not a curated record
GCUAAGGGAACCAUCGCAGAAGGAUGGUGUGUGAAAAAUGUGAAAAGAAAGCUGGUACUGUUAGCACUCCAGAUACAUGGAAAGAUGGUGCAAGGAAUAUCACAGAAAGUGGUGGAAGAAAGCUGGAUGAAAAUAAAGCUUUGACCUCAAAAAAAGCAAGAUUUGAUCCAUAUGGAAAGAAUAAGUUCUCCACUUGCAGAAUUUGUAAAAGCUCUGUGCACCAACCAGGUUCUAAUUACUGCCAGGGCUGUGCCUACAAAAAGGGCAUCUGUGCAAUAUGUGGAAAAAAGAUUUUGGAUACCAAAAACUACAAGCAAACGUCUGUCUAGAUGUAUUGAUGAAGUUUCUGGCUUUCUAUAUGAUUUUGCUUUCUGCUUUAAAUUUUUGAGGCAUAUCAGAGAUGUGCAAGUUAAAAAAAAAUAACAUGUUUUAAGACAAUUAAGUUUAAACCAGGGAAGUUGAUUGGUAUUCAUUUUUUUUGCUCUCAAGAAGCUCUGAGUAGCAACUGUAUAAUUAGUCUGACUUACAUGCAUCUGAUUAAACUAGAAUAAGUGGCAGAUUUAACAACAACAACAAAAAAUAUUGGCCCAGUUCUGUAUGCAUUUUUUAUUUAACAUUAUUCAUGUAAUUCUUACCAUCCUCUCCCUCUACUUAUAUAUAUUGCAGAAGUGAAAAGGAGAUCAUUGUUAUUUGCUCAGAGCUUGGCAUCCAAACAUAUACUCUUCAGACCCUUAUUCCCUUGUUGGUUGCCUAGUUCUUAGAAUCAGCAGUACCUUAAAUAUUGCAGCUUCACAGGGUAUUUAAGUAUCUGAAACCAUUAUAGCUGAAUGGUUCCUUAGAAAUUAGCCCAGACCCAAUCAAACACAAAAGUUGCAUAUAUGAUUUUUUAAAAUUUGUUCUUGAAGCCAUAGUGCUAAUACCUUUCUUAUGAGAAUAAGAACACAAGAGAU